ACUAUCAGAGGGCAAGAACCUUUCUCUGCAGCUACACGCUCCGUCUCCCAGGAGCAAGGGGGAACUCCGAGGACCGGAUAAUCGUGGCAGCUCUUGCCAGAGCCCCGGAGGAGGGGUUCCCCGCUCCGCCUGCUAUCCGGCAGCCCGCACAGAGCCAGCGGAGUUGCAGCCACCGAGCGGGCGCGCAGCUAGGUGCGUCCCCCGGCGCUGGCGUGCACAGCCACAUGCAGCCUGCUGGGGACCUGGGGCCAGGGUGCAGCGAGCCGGCCGGGGCAGAGGCGGACGGCGUCUCAGGGAGGCGCUGACUCCCAAGUAGAGCACCCCCCUUCCGGGCAGAAAGUCUUCGCCUGGGGUUCCCGACCUUUCUGAACAUCCAGAAUGGUGUUCCUGAAAUUCCUCUGCACGAGUUUGUUCUUCUGCCACCUGUGUCAGGGCUACUUCGAUGGCCCCCUGUACCCAGAGAUGUCCAACGGGACUCUGCACCACUACUUCGUGCCCGAUGGGGACUAUGAGGAGAACGAUGACCCGGAGAAGUGCCAGCUGCUCUUCAGGGUGAGUGACCACCGGCGCUGCUCGCAGGGGGAGGGAAGCCAGGCCGGCAGCCUGGUGAGCCUCACCCUGCGCGAGGAGUUCACCGUGCUGGGCCGCCAGGUGGAGGAUGCUGGGCGCGUGCUGGAGGGCAUCAGCAAGAGCAUCUCCUACGACCUGGACGGGGAAGAGAGCUACGGCAAAUACCUGCGGCGGGAGUCUCACCAGAUCGGGGAUGCCUACUCCAACUCGGACAAGUCGCUCACGGAGCUAGAGAGCAAGUUCCGGCAGGGUCAGGAGCAGGACAGCCGGCAGGAGAGCAGGCUGAACGAGGACUUCCUGGGCAUGCUGGUCCACACCAAGUCCCUGCUCAAGGAGACGCUGGACAUUUCUGUGGGGCUCAGGGACAAAUAUGAGCUCCUGGCCCUCACCAUCAGGAGCCACGGGACUCGGCUAGGUCGGCUGAAAAACGACUAUCUCAAAGUAUAGGUGGGAGGGCACGCAGCAGCCCCGGGGUGCAGGGCGAGGGGGAGGGCAUAAAAGACGGGGCUGCGUUUCCCUAAUACCUACUAUUUUUUCAUAUCCAGAUUUGCACUUUGAGAAUGCAUCUGAGGUCAUCUUUAAAAAGAAAAGAAAAAGUUCAGAGUUGAGUAAUUUAGUGUUCUGGUUUGGGUUUUGUACAUUAUUUAUAUGAUCCUUACGGAUGUAUCAGCUGGAAAGAACAAUUUGACAGCCAUGCGGUUCCUAGAGAGCUUUGUAACUCUGCAGAGAUACCCGCUGCGGCCACAUGAAAAAGGACAGUUUAUGUGGUAGGGGCUGUUUAAACUUCUGCAUCCUAGAGAUUGUGUGGAAAUAGCAAGAGAGGAUAAAGGCUUAGCUCCUUUCAGCCUCCAGCCUCCUCUCUGAAAAGCUGUCAGAGUCGCCUGUUUUUCAAAUGAGGUCCAAGGGGCCUCUCAGGCUCUUGGCAGUUGCUUGUUAGAUCUUUUCCUUUCCUCUCUUAUUUAUUAACCAUGAUUGGAGAGUUGUUUUUGUUUUUUGUUUUGUACCAAUGUUGUCAAGAACUAUAUGCAAAUCGUCCUUUGUGGGGUGACUUCCGAAGUGCCUUUGUGGUUGUGAGUUAAAGUGGCCACAGCUACAGAGUCCAGGCUUGGCAGGGGUGGCACGCUGGCGCUGAUGUUCCGAUUCGCGCUGCCUCUCCUUGUUUGUCUGUGCUUUGUCCUCAGUGCUACAGUCCAUCACAGAGAAGUGGGCAGAUGGCUGCAACACACCCCCACAGGCCUGGAAUGUGGGUUACCAAUGUAUUCGUUCUCAUUUGGGGGGGGUGCUUCUGUUUGCUUAUUGGUAACUUGUACUUCAAGUAGGGAGAUUUCUACUUCUAACUCCUUAGCUAAGUUUUAUUAUUCAGCCAAU
This is a messenger RNA of Otolemur garnettii (small-eared galago), 1938 nucleotides long. RefSeq names its product fin bud initiation factor homolog (zebrafish) (gene FIBIN). The transcript has a single exon. The record is from RefSeq and is a predicted model, not a curated record. The coding region runs from base 379 to 1017 and encodes 212 amino acids. Lineage: Eukaryota; Metazoa; Chordata; Mammalia; Primates; Galagidae.